Molecule: messenger RNA, 1444 nt
Organism: Dioscorea cayenensis subsp. rotundata (Guinea yam)
Lineage: Eukaryota; Viridiplantae; Streptophyta; Magnoliopsida; Dioscoreales; Dioscoreaceae
Product: serine/threonine-protein phosphatase PP1
Exons: 4
Coding region: 129-1079 (316 amino acids)
Cellular component (GO): cytoplasm; nucleus
Molecular function (GO): protein serine/threonine phosphatase activity
Source: RefSeq, a predicted model, not a curated record
CUUCUGCAAACAAGCCCUCCUUACGCUGUAUAUCUCCUCCUCUUCCGAAGGAGUUCUAGGGUUUCUGAUCCCCUAUUCGGCGAUCCAUCGCUCAAUUGAUCGAGGGUUUUCCUAGUUUUUUCGGAGUCAUGGCGACGCAGCAAGCGCCGGUGAUGGAUCCUGCGUUGCUGGACGAUAUCAUCAAUCGGUUGCUCGAGGUGCGCACGGCCCGACCUGGGAAGCAGGUGCAGCUCUCGGAAGCGGAGAUCCGGCAGCUCUGCGUCGUUUCUCGCGAAAUCUUUAUCAGUCAACCCAAUCUCCUCGAGCUUGAAGCCCCCAUUAAGAUCUGCGGUGACAUACAUGGCCAAUACAGUGACCUUUUAAGGCUUUUUGAAUACGGUGGCUUUCCUCCUGAUGCCAAUUAUUUAUUCUUAGGCGAUUAUGUGGAUCGGGGUAAACAAAGCUUGGAAACAAUAUGUCUUCUUCUUGCAUAUAAAAUCAAAUACCCAGAGAACUUCUUCCUUCUGAGAGGGAAUCAUGAAUGCGCUUCUAUAAACAGGAUAUAUGGAUUUUAUGAUGAAUGUAAACGGCGGUUUAACGUCAGGCUCUGGAAGGUCUUUACUGAUUGUUUUAACUGCCUCCCUGUAGCCGCUCUUAUAGAUGACAAAAUACUCUGCAUGCAUGGUGGCCUGUCUCCUGAUCUUUCAAACUUGGAUCAAAUAAAGAGCCUAAGCCGCCCAACUGAUGUUCCAGACACUGGUUUGCUCUGUGACUUACUUUGGUCAGAUCCUGGGAGAGACGUACAGGGGUGGGGAAUGAAUGAUAGAGGUGUUUCUUAUACCUUUGGUACCGAUAAGGUGUCAGAAUUCUUAACAAAGCAUGAUCUAGAUCUUGUGUGCCGAGCUCAUCAGGUUGUUGAGGAUGGUUAUGAGUUUUUUGCUGAUAGACAACUUGUUACCAUAUUCUCUGCUCCAAAUUACUGUGGUGAAUUUGACAAUGCUGGUGCCAUGAUGAGUGUUGAUGAAACAUUGAUGUGUUCUUUCCAAAUACUCAAACCCGCAGAGAAGAAGACCAAAUUUAUGAUGUCGACUAAAAUAUGAUGUCAGGGAAACCUGGUUUUCGCUACUCUGGUUAAGAAUGUUUUUCACUCAAUGACUGUGGAAGGACACACUAUAGAGGGUGCGGUGCGGAGCUAAGUAGCAGUGAAGUCAGCAGAUGAAAAGAGGUCAAUGAGCCGGAAAAUGAAUCACUUGUGACCUGAAAGAAGGAUGGAAGGAUUGGAUGUUUAUUUGAGAACAAUCAAUUCUUUUGUAUGGCAAAAGCCAGAAUGUUUUGAGUUUCCUUUUGAGUGUGUGGAACCUUAUGCUGCUACUGUACAUACUCUUGCUGUAAAGGCCUAAGUAAACCACUUGUGCUCCUUCAACAUUCUCAUUCUCAAUUAACUUUCUUGUUUUCUCUUCCAUAU